AUGCGAGCAAUCGUCGCGAUUUUCUUCCUCGCCACAUGUACUAAUGGCUUACGCGAAACAAAAAAUACAAAACUACUUCGCGAUGUUACAAAUUGUGUUAUACAGAAUGGCUUGUCAAAAUGUGUUGUCGCUUUCGGUGUAUGGAAGGCGGAAAGGGCUCUCGAACCGGAUCUAAAUGAGUUUAUUUGGAUUGAUUAUGUUAACCAUACUGAUGAGGAACUAUAUUCACGGUUGUGUGAUGGUACAGAGAGGCUGUUACGCUAUCGUCCAUUAACUAUGGAUCUUGGAGAUCGCUACACGCUGAAGAUGAAGUCUACGGGAAAUAACUCGCUUAAUUUCGACGUCAUAGAAAAUAAAGACGCAAACAACGGACGGACAAGCACAAAAAAGAUGACAAAGACGUUCUACCAAGCUUUGCCUUUCCUAAUUCUCCCCGGAAUAGUAAUGUCUGCAAUUCUACCAUUUUUCUUGCCUACACUUAAAAUGGCUACCAUGGCUACAGUAAUGCUUAAUAAUAUGGCGUUAGUCGGAGCUGUGCUCAUGCUUUUAAGAAAUAAUGCCUUUAACGACCGUAAUUAUCCGAAAAAGGUAAUUUAUCUAAAUGCUGGAUAUGGAUUCGGCUACGAUAGACCCAAAUAUGAUCCCUUGGCGAACGCACCAUCGGAAAAUGUAGAUGAGGUCGUUGCACCCAAUCACGUAACUGAAUACAGCACAGAGGUCACCCACGACACAAAGGACUACCACCUUGUAGGAGUGGAUCCCAGCACCGGUAUCUCAUAUCCAUUCAAUGCAGACUGGUUGAAAAACACACAAAAUAGCCCCUCAAAGGUAAAGAACGUCCAGAUAAUUGGUGAAGUACCGAGUAUAACUGAUUGGCUGAAGCCCAACUACAAAUGGCCACCUGCAAGCAACAGAUGA
This is a messenger RNA of Pieris macdunnoughi, 918 nucleotides long. The record is from the annotation of a GenBank genome assembly. NCBI's taxonomy places the organism in Eukaryota, Metazoa, Arthropoda, Insecta, Lepidoptera, Pieridae.